UGCAGUAAGUCAUAACUCGCUUCCUACUGCUGCCAAUCUUGUGUAUAUUAUCUUCUUCUUAUUCUAGUUGUGUGUUUCUUUUCUUGAGUGUUAUUUCUCGAUCUGCUUCAACAUCAUCAUCCAUCAAAAGAGGUGAGGUGUGUUGUUUUGAGGUGAAACGAGACAAGAGGAAAUUGUUAUUCUUAACUACUGCAUAAUAAUGACGAUGGGUGACAUCAACAUGACUAAUGCCACCGCUGCAACUAAGAAUCAACAGUUCCAAUAUGAUCAUUCGCUUGAUGUAAUGCCACAACGGCAAGGUGGAUCUAAAUGUUUUGAUGAUGAUGGCCGUCUUAAAAGAACAGGAACCGUGUGGACAGCGAGUGCACAUAUUAUUACGGCUGUCAUAGGAUCAGGAGUGCUCUCAUUAGCAUGGGCCAUAGCUCAGCUUGGUUGGAUUGCUGGUCCAACUGUGAUGUUCUUGUUUGCCUUUGUGAUUUACUACACAUCCUGUUUACUAGCUGACUGCUACAGAACUGGAGACAAUGUUACCGGCAAGAGAAACUACACAUACAUGGAUGCUGUUAGCACUAAUCUUGGUGGUUCUAAGACCAAGCUCUGUGGGAUAAUUCAGUACAUUAAUCUUUUUGGUGUCGCAAUCGGAUAUACCAUUGCAGCAUCCAUCAGUAUGGUGGCUAUAAAGAGGUCGAACUGUUUCCAUGCUAGCGGCCAUGAUAACCCGUGCCUUACGUCGAGUACCCCAUACAUGAUCAUUUUUGGUGUAUCAGAAAUCAUAUUCUCACAAAUUCCAGACUUUGAUCAAAUUUCAUGGCUAUCAAUGGUUGCUGCAGUCAUGUCAUUUACUUAUUCCGGGAUCGGAAUGGGCCUCGGAAUCGCUAAAGUGGCAGAAAAUGGGAAAUUCAGAGGAAGUCUUACCGGAAUUAGCAUCGGUACCGUAACUCAAACCCAAAAGAUAUGGAGGAGCUUGCAAGCACUUGGAAACAUUGCUUUUGCCUACUCGUAUUCCAUAAUCCUAAUCGAAAUUCAGGACACAUUAAGAUCACCACCAUCAGAAGCUAAAACUAUGAAGAAAGCAAGUUUAGUCAGUGUCUCAACUACAACCAUCUUUUACAUGCUUUGUGGAUGUAUGGGUUAUGCGGCAUUCGGUGACAUGGCACCGGGCAACCUUCUAACCGGUUUCGGGUUCUACAACCCAUACUGGUUACUUGACAUUGCCAACGUUGCAAUCGUAAUUCACCUUGUUGGAGCUUACCAAGUCUAUUGCCAACCCUUAUUUGCCUUCAUUGAGAAGUGGGCAGCAACAAAAUGGCCAAAGAGUGAUUUCAUCAACAAAAACUAUCAAGUACCUCUCCCUGGAUGCUUCCCAUACAAUCUCAACUUAUUCAGACUUGUCUGGAGAACAGUAUUUGUAAUUCUAACGACAGUUAUAUCGAUGCUUCUUCCGUUCUUCAAUGACGUUGUUGGGAUUCUUGGCGCUUUCGGGUUUUGGCCGUUGACUGUAUAUUUUCCGGUUGAGAUGUACAUAUCACAUAGAAAGAUUCCCAAGUGGAGUAGCAAAUGGCUGUGCCUUCAGAUACUUAGUGCCGCUUGUUUAGUAAUCUCAAUUGCAGCCGCAGCAGGCUCAGUAGCUGGUGUUAUCACCGAUCUUAAGGUGUAUCGUCCCUUCGUCUAACUAUCGAUAUCGUCGAUACAUCAUUGGCUCGAGAAAAGGAAGUAUCGAUUCGUCUAACUAUCGAUAUCGUCGAUACACUAGCCCGCUCACCAAAUUGUAGUUCCCAUGUUCAACAUUAAAAGUUGUUACCGUUGAUAAUUCCCAUCAAAUGUUGCGUUUUACUCUUUUUGUCUAUAAGUCGAAAAAGAGGCAGUAGUCCGUAUAUGUAUGUAUUAAUCUUAUGUAGAAAUCAAAUAUAUGGUUCUCUUCAAAAUUUCACUUA
Molecule: messenger RNA, 1934 nt
Organism: Papaver somniferum (opium poppy)
Lineage: Eukaryota; Viridiplantae; Streptophyta; Magnoliopsida; Ranunculales; Papaveraceae
Product: amino acid permease 3-like
Exons: 6
Coding region: 200-1672 (490 amino acids)
Cellular component (GO): plasma membrane
Source: RefSeq, a predicted model, not a curated record